Messenger RNA from [Torrubiella] hemipterigena, 2373 nucleotides. The record is from the annotation of a GenBank genome assembly. NCBI's taxonomy places the organism in Eukaryota, Fungi, Ascomycota, Sordariomycetes, Hypocreales, Clavicipitaceae.
GGAAAGAGGAGCAGCCCACCUUGAAAGUCCUCCCCCGGCUUUUCUUCUCCGGUGCCCGCCGUUUGCUUCAAUUCCGUUUUCUUUUUUUUUUCUUUUGCGUCAUACUGCAUCCUUUCUUCGUUUUUAUUUAUUUUUGUUAUUUGUUACGUUUCUUCCACUGGCCAUCCUUUUCGUCGAUACUGCUUUUACUCUUGCGCAACACACCACCACCACCACUCCCACUGCUGCAGAUCACGGGCUGACAUCACCACCACCAGAUCCCAGCAAAAAGACAUCGUCUCCAAUGGCAGCAGCAGCAAUCUAGCCAAGACACGCCACACGCUCCCCCGCCAUUAAUAUACCACUAUACAACAUCUAAAUAUAUCCAUCCACUAUAAACCCUUCCCGGUUCCCUCAUAAUGGCAGCCUCACAAGACCCGGAAAAGGCAUCGCCGCCGCCAGCAACUACGGAAGCAGCACCUACAACAACGAAAGCAGCGAUCCCAUUCGACCCAGAGCACCAUGAGGAGCCGCACCCAACAGACAUUCACUCCGUGUCCGACGGCUCUGAAUCUCACGACAAGCACGAAGACGACAUCGAGGCCCAGCGCGACGAGCACGAUGACCCGACUCACCAUGUAGAGGGCAACCUUGGCGGCGUCCUCUCUCGCUCUCAGUCCCGCGCCUCAUCCACACGCUCCCGUCCUAUUGUCAUUGUCCCCCGCGACAAGAGACGCGGCUUAUUUGGCCGCUUCGGUCUCAUCCCCGAAGUCGAGCGUCCUGUCGAUUACCUCCGAUCUACCAAAUGGACCAUUACCCUUGUCGUUGCGGCCGCCACGGCUGCUGCCCCUCUCGGCUCAUCCAUCUUCUUCCCUGCCCUCAACUCCAUCAAGAAUGAGCUCCACGCAGACAAGACCGUCACCAACUUGUCCGUCGCCCUCUACAUGCUGGCCAUGGCCAUCUUCCCACUCUGGUGGUCCGCACUCUCAGAACAGUUUGGCCGCCGCUCUAUAUACCUCGUCUCCUUUGCCCUGUUUACCGUCUUCUCCGUGCUCUGCGCCGUCAGCACCAACAUCACCAUGCUCGUCGUCUUCCGCAUCUGCAGCGGCGGCGCCUCCGCGUCCGUCCAGUCCGUCGGCGCCGGAACCAUUGCCGAUCUCUGGGAGCCUGCUGAGCGCGGCCGCGCCAUGAGCAUCUACUAUCUCGGUCCGCUGCUUGGACCGCUGCUCGCCCCCAUCAUCGGUGGUGCUCUAGCUCAGGCCUUUAACUGGCGAGCGACCAUGUGGCUCCUGGCCAUCUUUGGCCUCAUUGUCUUUGUCAUGCUUCUGUUUAUGCUUCCCGAGACUCUCUUGCGCAAGCCCGAACCCGAGGCGACGGCCGCACCGCUGACGCGCACCACCACCGUCGAGAGCGUCAAGAAGAACUCCAAAAAGAUCGUCGUCAACAUCAAGCACUUUGUGUUUGACCCGCUCAAGGUCCUGGCCUUCCUGCGUUUUCCGCCUGUGCUCAUGACCGUCAUUAUCGCCGCCAUUGCCUUUGGCGCGCUCUACAUUGUCAAUGUCGCCAUCCAGCAGCGCUACUCGGAGGAACCGUACCACUUUGCAACCAUCAUCAUUGGCUGCAUGUAUCUGCCCUCGGGUGCUGGAUACUUUAUCUCGUCCGUCUUUGGAGGCCCGUGGAUCGAUAGAAUCAUGGCCCGCGAGGCCCGCAAAGCCAACCGCUACGACGAAAAGGGCAAACUCGUUCUUCUACCUGAGGACCGCAUUCGCGAGAACAUGUGGCUGGCCAUUACGACCUAUCCGCUGUCGCUACUGCUCUUUGGAUGGACGCUGCAGCAUGGCAUCCUCUGGGUAGCCCCGGCUAUUGGCGCAUUCAUCUUUGGUCUCUCCUCCAUGCUCGUCUUUUCCUGCUCAACAACCAUGCUUACAGAAUUCGUCCGCAAGCGAAGCUCGUCUGGUGUCGCCGUCAACAACUUUGUCCGCAACACCCUCAGCUGUAUCGGUACCGUGGUCGCCUCGCCCUGGAUCACCGCCUGGGGCUACGGCUGGGUGUUUACAGCAACGUGCAUCUUUUGCAUGCUCGUCAGCUACACUUGUGUCAUCUUGCUUCUGCGAAAUGCCACCAAGUGGCGCAAGAACAUGGACAUUAAGCUAGGGCAAAUAUAGAUGUGCUUCCACAAUGCUGGUGGACGAAACAACACCCAUACACGUAUAUAUCAAGGAUCUACAAGUCGAGAGAAGGACGUAUACAAUCUGUCCAAACCCUCGACCUACCGCAUAUACCCUUUUACGACUCCUUUUUUACGCUUCAAAAUUGCAUAUAGCCACAUUUACAUCAUAUAGAACCAUAGCCAUCGUUACUUAAUAGCAUUGAUAUUUGCGUUGUUUUGUUGAU